Ananas comosus (pineapple) is the source of this 784-nucleotide messenger RNA. RefSeq lists its product as uncharacterized. NCBI's taxonomy places the organism in Eukaryota, Viridiplantae, Streptophyta, Magnoliopsida, Poales, Bromeliaceae. The record is from RefSeq and is a predicted model, not a curated record. The transcript is spliced from 3 exons. The coding region runs from base 79 to 396 and encodes 105 amino acids.
GAAAUUAAGAAAUUGCGUUUGGUUAGCGCAAGAAACACAAGCACGAAGAGAGAGAGAGAGAGAGAGAGAGAGAGAGAGAUGAGUGGAGGCGUAGGUGGGAGAUCCAAACCCUUCCUCCUCCUCCUCGUCGUCGCCACGAUCUCUUCGCAAUUCGCAUCAGUUCUUGGUGGUGAUCCCUCACCAACAAAAGACGCAAAAAAGGAUGAUUCACAUUCGAAGAGCAACACCGGUCGCGAGGUGCUAUUCAUAUGCUUGGGAGUCGGCGUAGCUGUUGCUUUGUCAAUUUUCCUUUUCAAGCUUUGGCAGAAAAAGAAGAGAGAAGAGCAGCAUGCGCGCCUUCUAAAGUUGUUUGAGGAGGAUGAUGAGCUUGAGGUUGAACUCGGCCUUCGGGAUUGAAAAUCUUGGCAUGUAUCAAGUUUACUUUCAUGGCUGAGGUUUUGGUGGCUAUUGACGAAAUUCUCUUGGCAACAUAAAGAUUUUUAUUUUUAUUUGACCCUUUUGAUGUCCUUAAAGACGAGGUCAAAUUAUAUUGUUUCUGCUCUGUUAUUAGUAUAUUGGUUGAUAUAGGGGGAGAAAAACCUGUAAGCUUGUUGGGGUCUCCUUUUCUUGUGUGAAAUGAUUUGAUUUUGUAAAAAUGGUAUGCUCACAAAGGCAACAUACAGUAAUUACUGUUCACUGUAGUUAUAUCUUACAUCGCAACUUUUUUUUUUUGCGUCAACUCAUGAUGCAGGAAAAGGUUGGCAAAUAAUCUGGUUUAGUUUUACUUCUGAUUUGAAUUGUUAUA